This is a messenger RNA of Oryctolagus cuniculus (rabbit), 11621 nucleotides long. It is a transcript of the gene TMEM154, whose product is annotated as transmembrane protein 154. The record is from RefSeq and is a predicted model, not a curated record. NCBI's taxonomy places the organism in Eukaryota, Metazoa, Chordata, Mammalia, Lagomorpha, Leporidae.
CGUCCGAGGGCUCCCCAAAGCCGGCCUCCGAGGCUACUUCGGGGCUGAGAGCGCCUCACUCGUCUUUUGCAAUCCUUGCUGGUCUGACAGGCUCCUGCAGUUACAUCACUUCCUAAAAAACAGGCAAACACCUCUCCUUCAAGUCAGCACCGACCCAAACCAGCAGGAAACAGGAAACGCGCGUUUCGGGGAGGCCCCGCGCCCCGGCUGCCAUGAGGGCUCCCCGCGCCGCCCUGGUUCUCGCCCUGCUGACCGCGCUCGCUCCCGCCGCCCGGGCUGAUCGUGAGGAAUCAGAGCAGUCUGGAGACAUGGCCUGGGAAGACAGAGGAACAACGGAAGAGGCUGUUCCUACCACCUUGGACGCGGCGACCACAGAUUCCCUAACCACAGAUAGGAAUCUGACCCACGUGGCUGGGGAUGAAAAUCAGUUAGAUCUUAUUUUCAUGGUCUUGAUCCCAUUGGUUUUGUUGGCCCUCCUACUUUUGUUAGUGGUAUCCCUUGUAAUAGUCUAUAAAAGAAAAGGAGCUAAGCAAGAGCCUUCUAGCCAAGGAUCUCAGGAUGCUCUACAGACGUGUGGACUGGGAGGCGAAAACAUGAAAGUCCCCAUUUUUGAAGAGGACACACCCUCUGUUAUGGAAAUAGAAAUGGAAGAGCUUGAUAAGUGGAUGGUCAGCAUGAAUAGAAAUGCCGACCAUGAAUGUUUACCUACUCUGAAGGAAGAAAAGGAAUCAAACCACAGCCCAAGUUCAUAGGCUGUGUGUGCGUGUGGUGUGGAGAAAAGGAAGAGAGAAUUACGGAAAAUUUGAAAAAGAAACAAAAACCCAGCUCAUCGGGAUUGGAUUCUUACAGGAGAGAAAUUCAAAAAUAAAUGCUCCCUGCUACCACUAGGUGGCUCUGCUAGACAGAACAUUUUAGCGCGCUGGUGCUGGAGGGUCACUCGGUGGCGCGCCACAAUCUUGUUGAGCUUAUCUUUUGUGAGGAUAGAAACUAGCAUGUCUGGGUGUGCUUUCUGUAAGAGAAGGGCCUGGCCAGGAUGUGAGAUUCACGACUGGGCAGCUCUGAGACCUUGCUGGGCAUACUGGGGCUGUGAUCUUGGGGACACCAAGUCACCGAGGUCUUAUGUCCGUCAUCUUUAGCUUCCAGCGUGAGUCCCACGCCAUGGGGCAGUCCCCGGGGCCAGAGUGCCACGUGGGAAGAUGAUUGCUACCUCAUUGAGCAAUCAGAAAAGGCAAACCCUUUCUGCAUCAUCCCCCUCUUCUGUUCUAAGAAUUCACAUCCUGUGUCUCUUUCCACAUCACAGCACCGUGGUCCUUCCCAGGCAGACCCCAGCACUGAUGCCAAAGUUACCUCCUUCUGUAGACUUGAGUCAAUGCCACUUCGCUGGGUGUGUGUGCGUUAAGAUUCAUCCCUUGUUCAGAAAAUGUUGCAUUCCACUUAAAUGCGGUUCCCAAUAUUACCAGCAUGUGGAGAGAAGAUGCCAGAGGCAGUGUGACAGAUGACACUAACGGGGAGUGUUUUCCCCAUCACUGUAUGUUUGCUGACGAGCCAUUCACACUGUCCAAGGUAGGGCGCAGCUUCCUCUACAGCAUCUUGUUACUGUGUCACUGAUGGACACCCAUCUUAUGUGAAGGUCAAGGGUUUUUAAAUACCUGCCCUUGCUUGCUCUUCACAUUCAUUGGCAACCUGGAAGAAACUUAACAUUACAGAGGAGCCAGUGUGUGGUGCAGGAGCUUAAGCUGUUGCUUAGAACACCGUAUGCCACACUGGAGUGCCUGGUUCAAGGCCUGAUGGCUCCGUUUCCAAUCCAGCUUCCUGCUGAUGCGCACUGGAGGGCAGCAGAUGGUGAACCAAUAGUUGGGUCUCUGCAACCUAUGGGGGUGACCCAGGUGGAGUUCUUGGAUGCUAGCUUCAGCCUGGCCCAGUCUUGGCUGUUGUGGGCAUCUGGGGAGUGAACCAGCAGAAGGAUGGAAGAUUCUUCCCCCCACCCCCCAGCCUUUAAAUUAGAUGAAAGUUAAUUAGUUAAUAUUUUUAAAAAACAUUCUAGAAAAGUAUGGUAGUAAAAUAUUAAACGUCAGAUUUGGGGAACAAUGAGAAGUUGAUCUUUGAAAGAUGUUGACAGUCAUUUCUGUCUGCAAGGCAGAAAGCCUAAACCUGUUUGGAGAGCUGUGUUAUGCUAAACUACCGCUUCUACAGGGAGUACCUGUGGGCCUGCAGCAGUCUGAGUUAAACUCACAGGCUGUCAGGCAGGACUUCACUCUGCUCCCGCUCUGCGAAGCCGCACCAGCCUUCUGGAACCGAGAGGGCAAGCCCCAGGUCUACGUGCCACAGUCACCUUCUGACUUCUUCAGCAAGCAUUAUGCUAUUAUAAGACAAAACUAAUUUAAACAUUAAAAAAAAGGGAUUUAAGAGGCAGAGAGAUGGAGAGAGUCAGACAAGGAGCCAUCUCCCAUCUGCUGGUUGACCCCAGAAAUGCCCUCAAUGGCCAGAGCCAAGAACUCAGUGCAGAAUUUCCCAGGUGGGUGCCAGGAAACCAGUUAUUGUACCGUCACCUGCUGCCUCCCUGGAUCGGCGUUGGUAGGAAGCUGGCAUUGGGGGCCGGAGCCAGGAACUGGACCGAGGCACUCCGAUACGGGGCGCAGACGUCUUCACUGCUGGGCUACACGCCCACCCCCGAAGUUCACGAAAAACUACGAAAAGUACCAAUGAAGCUCUCAAUAAAUAUUGGUUAGCAUUAUUGUAAUUAUUAAUGAAUUAAAACUGUUGAACAGAGGCUCACCGUCUUUGGGGCCAGGAAGGCCCAGGCUCAGGGAUGAGGUGGGGUGAGGGGAGUACUUGUGCCACUGGUUUCCAUGGUGAUUUCCUUUGGGACCUACCAACUGUGUGAAAUUGGGAAUUUGUGUGGUCUCCUUUAAGACUCUGAGCUGUCCUUUGUGCCUGGCAGGUCCAUUCGGGCUGGUAGGUCCAUUCGGGCUGGUGAUGUCAACAGCCUCUCCUCCAUCCAUCUGCCAUCUUUGAAGGGACAUUUGAAUGCAUAGUCUUUCUUCCCUGUCAUCAUUUCAUUUCUUUCUUCUAAUGUCUUCAUUAUAUCAAUAAUCAGUAAAACUUUUACUUUGAAUAUCUCACCCAGGACGGAAAUAGGAUGUUUUUCCCCCUAAAAGCCUGUGGCUUAAUAGAGAGACAGGUGGAGGGGUGGACCCUGGGUACAGCAGCUAAGAUGCUGCUUGGAACGCCUGCAUCCCACAUCGGAGCGCCUGGGUCAAGUCCUGGCUCUGCUUCUGAUUCCGGCUUCCUGCUAAUGCACACCCUGGGAGGCAGCAGGCGGUGACUCAAAUACUUGGAAUCUUACCACCAACCUGGGAGACCCAGAUGGAGCUCCAGGCUCCUGGCUUCUGCCUGCCCCUGCCCUGGCUGUUGAAGCAUUUAGGGACUGAACCAAUGGAUGAGAGAUCUGUCUGUCUUCUCUUAGUGUGUAUGCUUUUCAAAAAAUACAAAUGAAAAGAAAUUUAAAAAAAAAUUUAGAAGAAGACAGAUGCAGGUGAAAAAUGGGUUGGUCACUGGGGUUGCUGGAAUCAGAUUGCCGUCCUAAGACCUGGCUUGCACGCUCUUUAGACUGAGCCAAGUUCACUUUAGCUCUGGGCUUCUGUUUCUUCUUGUUGAGAAAUGGAAAUAAGGACCCGAGCCCUUCUAGUUUCGCCAGGGCACAGGGAGAAUGCAGCCCCUGCAACACUUCCCAAGCACCAUGCAGAUGAACCAGUCCUUUUUAGGCUGUGGCGAGAGCUCUGCGCCCUCUCCACACUGGCCGCGUUUGUUAAGGGGGUGAUUUCAGAGCAGAAAGUCUAGAGAGAUCGGGAACAGCGUCUGCCCGCACCCUCCGUCACUAUCAGCAGCCCCCACCAGCGUGGUUCACCGGCUAUGAUCAAUAAGCCUACACUGAGCACGUCACGUGGCCCCAAGCUCCCCUGGUGACAUUUGCCUCUGAGUCACCCUUCCUCCAUGCUGUCAGCAAUGACAGGUGCACUGAACGCUGCAGAAAAUAAAGGGUCCUGAAGAUAGGGCUUAGAGGGAGACCCCUAAGACAUCUGGACUCCACUCACAGUCCCGCUUCCCCUGUUACUGCGACGCCAUUCCUGAGUGGGGCGGGCGCUCAGUCAUCUCUCAAGUGUGCGGUGCUUCUGGGCAAAAGGCGCCAUCCCAAUGCUUACCCUGCAGCACACUGCGGGCCACGCCCGCCGCCCCCUCCCCACCUGCCCUUCCCCCCUCUUCCCCAUUGGCCAGCGCUUGUCCCCUCCUCAUUCUUUUUUUUUUCUUUUCUUUUUUUUUUUUUGACAGGCAGAGUGGACAGUGAGAGAGAGAGAGACAGGGAGAAAUGUCUUCCUUUUACCGUUGGUUCACCCCCCAAUGGCCGCUGCAGUCAGCUGCGCAGCCGGCGCACCACACUGAUCUGAAGCCAGGAGCCAGGUGCUUUUCCUGGUCUCCCAUGUGGGUGCAGGGCCCAAGCACUUGGGCCAUCCUCCACUGCACUCCUGGGCCACAGCAAUGAGCUAGACUGGAAGAGGGGCAACCGGGACAGAAUCCGGCACCCCGACCAGGACUAAAACCGGGGUGCUGGCGCCGCAAGGUGGAGGAUUAGCCUAGUGAGCCGCGGCGCUGGCCCCCUCCUCAUUCUUGAGCUGUGGAAUCUAAACUUUGGUCCAGGAUUUUACGAAGGACAAUACAAAUGCCAUGGGAAAUUUACAGUAUGAUUCUAAUGCUUUAAAAAAAAUCAAUAGGAAAAGACAACACAGGAGGUGCUGGGGAAGAGAGAGUUGUCUGUUCUUGUUUUCUGUACUUCAUACCUGCUGUGCAUGGCUUUGCUCGAGGGGAUGGGGUCCACCUGUGCGGGAAGAGAAGUCUGUGGCCCACAUGGGUGGGCACUGCUGGCCGGUGGUGACAGCCUCCAGCCUGCUUCAUCCCGGUGGCUUUAUUGUAGUUACAUUUCCCUAUGGAAAAUGCACUACCGCCAUGCACCCCACCCUCAUGGGCCCUCCACAGAGCCAUUGUAUAGUAGCAAAAGGAGAAAGGGGGGCCGGCGCUGUGGCAUAGCGAGUAAAGCCACUCCAUGCAGUACUGGCAUCCCAUAUGGGCACCGGUUCAAGUCCUGCCUGGUCCACUUCCGAUCCAGCUCUCUGCUGUGGCCUGGGAAAGCAGUAGGAGAUGGCCUAAGUCCUUAGGGCCCUGCACCCACGUGGGAGACCGACCUGGAAGAAGCUUCUGGCUCCUGGCUUUGGACCGGUCCAGCUCCAGCCACUGUGGCCAUCUGGGGAGUGAACCAGCGGAUGGAAGAUCUCUCUCUCUCUCUCUUUCUCUCUCUCUCUCUGCUUCUGCCUCUCUGUAACUCUGCCUUUCAAAUAAAUAAAUCAAUCUUUAAGAGAGAGAGAGAGAGAGAGAGAACCCAGCCAGCCUCUCCCCCUUCUAGAGGCAUUUAUACUUAGUUUCCUUCUCAGAAAGCCUCCUGCAGACUUGGAGGGAGAACCAGAGACACUGCAAAAACUCCAAUAACAAAGUUCUUUCUCUUUGUCCCUGUUGACCAGUGAGGUGACUUUAUGUCACAAUGGCAUUUUUCAGAAGAUAUAGAUGGAGCACCUCACAUGUCUGAGUGCCGUCUGCACGGUGUCACGAAGCUGCUUAAGAACUACUAAUGCCUCUAUGUCUGGGGUUUGGAGGGGCUAAGUGAUGAUCAGGUUUGCAGAGCAGGUUUGUGAGAAAGCACCAUCUAGAAAAGAGUUUCUUUCUUUUUUUUAAUUAAUUUCUUUAUUUGGAAGGCAGAGUUACAGAGAGGUAGAGACAGAGAGAGAGAGAAGUCUUCCAUCCACUGGUUCACUCCCCAGAUGGCUGCAACGGCAGGAGCUGAGCUGAUCUGAAGCCAGGAGCCAAGAGCUUCUUCCAGGUCUCCCACAUGGGUGCAGGGACCCAAGGACUUUCUACUGCUCUCCCAGGCCAUAGCAGAGAGCUGGAUCUGAAGUGGAGCAGCCGGGUUUUGAACCAGCGCCUGUAUGGGAUGCCGGCACUGCAGGCAGCAGCUUUACCCACUAUGCCAUAUCGAAAAGAGUUUCUUUUAAUACUGCAGUUUCAUUGUCUUUCAUCAGUUAGUUAACACAAGAGAGACAUUUUAAUAUAAAUGAAAGACACACAGCCACAGGAAGGGCAGCUGGCACCAGGCACCAGCUGACACGCGGAGGGACCUGGCGUGUGCUGUGUCCCUCGUCAGAGCACUCAGAGCCGAGACCCAACUAUCAGUCCUCAGACAACAGUGAUUUUCUUGGUGGGCUUUUCUGGAGGGGUCUGUCAAGCCCAUCUCCACGACUACUUGCAGUCAAUCCUUAUGUGUCUCUUUGCUCUCUUCCUUUCUAGUCUCUUAGAAGUCACUUCCAAUGUACUUCAAAUCAGCCAUCUUCCACUGCUUUCCCAGGCCACAGCAGAGAGCUGCAUUGGGAGUGGAGCAGCCAGGACUCGAACUGGUGCCCAUAUGGGAUGCUGGCACUGUAGGCGGCAGCUUUACCUGCUACACCACAGCGCCAACCCCAGCCAUCCCUUUCAUACGGGUCUAAAGAUCAAACUGAACAUCCUGGAGAGCCCUUCAGAGUAGAGCCAGUUUCCCAUCUUGAAGAGAACAGAGAAACAUGGAAACAAGUCAGGCUUCCCAGAUCACUUACUGUCAAUAACUUAAUACCAAAUGAAAACUUCGCAAGCAAUUCUAACUGUCAGAUAACAACUUAUGAAAACAUUUCCCAAAAGGUCCAACACCUUCUCCCCCUUAGCCUCAAGUAACAGUGCUAAAAUGCAGGUAUGUGCAUGGUAUGUGUGUGCGUAGUUGUGAGUGUGUAUGGAUGUGCACAUGGUAACGAAAGAUGUACAAAACCUAAAAACCCAGCGUGUUGUUUGAACGUUGAUGACGCCUGUGCCGUGGGUGUGAUCUGUGUGUCUUGAAUUAAUCCUAGGCUGGGCUGCCUCAUUGGCUCAACGUGUGGCCUCUGCAUCCCCCCCUCCCCACUCCGCCCCCCAGGCCAGCCGUGUUGCAGGAAGAAGGGACCUCUGACCUGUGUGAAUGAUAAGAAAGGCAGCCUAUUCUAAUUGUUCCAUUCUAAUUGUCCCGUGAGUUUGUGCUGAGCUGAAUGAGCCGAACUCUGCGCUCACCCAAAACCGAGUUAAGAGAGCGUCCUCACAGGAGCAAGGCUCUGGGCAGAUUUAUUGACAUCCCUUGGAGAGAAGGCUAGUGGCUGGGGGCAUACGAGACAGACAGGCUGGAGGAGUGGCUGGUCAUGCCACGACAGAAGUUGGGGUCGCCUCUGUCCUCAUUGAGCGCACAGCUCACCAAUUAGAUGCCUCCUUAAAGAUAGUAGCAGGGUGAUGCUUGUUUAAUCAAUUCCACUCAUUUUCGGUUUGUCAGCCUGUUAGCAUGCAGGCUUUGGGGAAAGGUGUUCCAUAGUGUAGGACACUCCUGGGAAAAUUACUGAUUCCUGUCGGUGGCUCAAAGAAGUGGUGAAAACCACAGGCGUUCACACGGAGGCCAGCCACCACGAAGCUUGGAAGCCGAACCACUUCUUGUUCGUUCGCUGCAAUUCUGUGGCCGUUUGCCAAGGUAUUUUUUUAACAGGGAAUUCCAGGAUUUGCCAAAGUUAAAGCUGUCUGGGCUUAUCUGCUCAUUUCGCAGAGAUGAUCAACAGCUUCGAAGACAGCAAGGGACACAGGAAACAGGGAAGUCUGCAGGCUGACCAUGGCCACCAGGGAGAGUUGGUCUCCCCCACGGGGGUCUGAUGUCUCUCCUAUGGUGAGGAAACCAGGGCUUGAAUGGCUAGCUUUCCUAACACCCUACAGCCAGGAAGUGCCUGAGCUCUGAUUCAGAAUCUGGCCGACCCGUGCUCUUAUCUAUUAUGCUAAAAAGGCUGCUUGUCAGCACGUACCAACAGGAAUCUAUCAUUAAAAGCAGCACAGAACGGGAGCUAAGCCGAGAUCAGUUUAACCCUACAAACGCACAGGACCCUAUCAAACGAAAAUGUUCAGAUUCUUAUUGAGGGACAUAAACAUUUGAACAAAGGGAGAGGCAUGGUGUGCUCCUGCGGGAAAGACUCCCCAGUGUAAAAAUCAUCAUUUUCUUUUUCCUUUUUUUUUUUUUAGAUUUAUUUAUUUGCUUGAAAGAGUUACGCAGAGAGAGAGAGAGAGAGAGAGGUCUUCCAUCCACUGCUUCACUCCCUAGUUGGCCGCAAUGGCCAGAGCUGUGCUGAUCUGAAGCCAGAAGCCAGGAGCUUCUUGCGGGUCUCCCACAUGGGUGCAGGGGCCCAAGGACUUGGGCCAUCUUCUACUGCUUUCCCAGGCCAUAGCAGAGAGCUGGAUGGGAAGUGGAGCAGCCGGGACUUGAACUGGUGCCCAUAUGGGAUGCCAUAUUUAAUUACAUUAAAAACUCAGCAUUUGUGUACUUCAGAAGGCAUAAUGGAUAAUAGUAGAGGGAAAAUGACACACCAGUGGAAAGCUUUUUUCACUCUGUAUGAUGAGCAAAAAAUGAUUAUCCUUAAUAUCCAAGACAAAGAUCAUGGCCUCAUUUUAAAUAUGAGCAGCCAUGGUCUGGAUGCAAUUCAGCAAGAGAAGACACUGACAUUAUCAACUAAACCUUCAAAAUAUUUAUUCUUCUUAGUACUCAAAAAGGAAAUAAAAUGGGCCAGCAGUGUGCCACAGCAGGUCAAGCUGCCACCUGAAACACCUGCACUCCAUGUGGCCACCGUUCGUGUCCCAGCCGCUCCGAUCCAGCUCCCUGCUAAUGGCCUGGGUAAAGCAGCAGAGGAUAGCCCCAGGGCUUGGGCCCCUGCCACCCACAUGGCAGACCCGGAUGAAGCUCCUGGCCCGGCACUGGUGGCUGUGGCCACCCGGGAGGUGAACCGGCAAGUAAAAGAUCUCUCUCUGUUUCUGCCUCUCUCUGACACUGUGCCUUUCAAAUAAAAUGAAGAAAUCUAAAAAAAAGUAAAUAAGAGAAGCAAAAGCCCAGGAAGGGGCAGCCUUUGGCUCAGUGCUGCAGACCUCACUUGGGAUACCUGCAUUCCAUACUGGAGAACCUGCUUUGAGUCCUGGCUGCUCCACUUCCUGUCCAGGUUCCUCUGAUGUGCAUGCUGGGAAGGCAGCAGAAGACGCCCCAAGUACUUGGCAUGGGUGCAGGGGCCCAGGCACUUGAAUCAUCUUCCGCUGCUUUUCCAGGUGCAUUAGCAGCAAGUGGGAUCAGGAAAGGAGCAGCUGGGGCUUGGACUGGCAGUCAUGAGGGUGCCAGCGUCGCAGGCAAUGGGUUAACCUCCUGUGCCACAACACCAGAGCCCAAGUUUUUUUUAAUCUAAUGAGACAAUGGGGUGCUAUGUAGCAACUAAUAUAUAUUGUACAUUUAUUUUUUAAAGAUUUAUUUAUUUGAAAGUUACACACAGAGAGGAGAGGCAGAGAGAGAGAGAGAGAGAGAGAGAGGUCUUCCAUCCGCUGGUUCACUCCCCAAUUGGCUGCCAUGAACGGAGCUACACUGAUCCGAAGCCAGGAGCCAGGAGCUUCUUCUGGGUCUCCCACGCGGGUGCAGGGGCCCAAGCACUUGGGCCAUCUUCCACUGCUUUCCCAGGCCAUAGCAGAGAGCGGAAUCGGAAGUGGAGCAGCCGGGACUCGAACUGGCGCCCAUGUGGGAUGCCGGCACAGUGGGCGGCUCUACCCGCUACACCACAACACUAGCCCCAAUAUUGUACAUUUAUUAGGAGACAAAGAUACUCACAUGUGGAUGACCCCCAGAGAAGCAGAUUACAGAACCAUCUGCCUUUAGGGAAAUUAAAUCCCAGAGCAUUAGCUGUAGUGAGAUUACCGGCAUUUUUGCCCUGUCUUGUUUGGAUUUUCUAGUUUUUCAGCGAUGACUAUGGGCUGGUUUUAUAAUCGUUCGUCUUAAAAAUCACUCCAGUUACAACGGCUGGACACUCGUCCGCGGGGAGCAGAGAAGCGAGUUCUGCCCACUGCUGUGCGGCUUCAUGGGCCUCGGCAGAAGCGGCUGGGGUUUCAAGAGAAGGCCGCAGAAGGGGCACACGCAGCAGGCCUGUGGCCUGCGCGGCUGCACUCGUAGGUCUUAGAAAGCCCAGCUGCUUAGGACACCGUUCCCAACGAAGGCAAUCUCCCGGCCCCGUGGCCGAGUCGGCCAGGGCUACGGAAGGGAAAGGAAGGGAAUGGUGAACGUCCACUCUUCAGGUACAAACAUUGCUUAAUUUCCACUUCAAAAAUAACUUUUAUUUUCUUAUUUUAUUUAUUUUGAAAGAGAGAGUGCUCCCAUCUGCUGGUUGACUCCUCAAAUGCCCAAGGCAGGUGGAGCCCAGCUAGGCUGAAGCCAGCAGCCAGAAAUUCCACCCAGGUCUCCCACAAGAGUGGCAGGGGCCCAAGUACUUGACCAUCACCACUGACUCGCAAGCUAGGUGCACAUUAGCGGGAAGCUGGAUUUGGGAACACAGCUGGGACUCGAACCUAGACCCUCUCAUAGGGUUGCAGGCGUCCCAAGCUGCAUCUUAACCACUGCCUCAGACACCUGCCCCCGGUUUCCAUUUGCUCUAGGGAUUGGCUUUCCCUCCCUUCCCCAUCUCAAGUCAGGUUCUCCCCUCCCCUUCUGUUCCUAUUGUUCACCCCUCCUGAUCUGAGCUUCUUCCCACCUACCCACUGCUACACUCAUCUCCAUUCCCCUUGUGUGAACACAUCUGUCUGCAGAUCAGUCAGUCCAUCUGCCUGUCUCCACGUCUGUCUGUCUGGGUUGCUUCAAAGUCCUCUGUAGCGGUGCACAGCCCUUCACUGACCGGGAGGGCAUGGAGGGAGCUGGAAGGAACACUGCCCGCUGCAUGGUGCCCCACGCACGAGCGGAGGGCACCUACGUCUGUGGCUGAUCACCGUGCAAGCCCCAGCCUGGGCAAAGAGGCCACUUCAGAGAGAGACAUGCUGGAGUUUGCAUCAAGGGGGCACAGAAGUCAGAAGUGGGAGGAAGGCAAGUGCAGCCUGCUUUCCAGGAGACAGAAAAAAAGGGCGGAGCUAUGGGCCCACGGCGGGGGUGGGGGUGGGGGUGGGAACCUGCACAGCCAGAUAUUUGGCUAAGAUAGCCAAGUUAGAAACAAAAGCGCGAAUUAGCCAACAGCACGGUCAUGUGCAAACACCAUGUCUGUAAUUUAUGUCUGCUCACACCCCAAGACACCUGAGGAUUGAAUUCUAAAUGACACUAGGAAGGCACCCCCAGGUCCUGUGUGGGUAUGAAGAAAACAGGGGAUUUAAAACCUGCCAGCACCACAUACUCUUGGGGGAAAAUAACACAAGGGAAAACAAUGCAAAGGCUGCGUGGCGUCUAUUCAGAGAGUGGGAUUAGAUUUAAUUAAAGGGGGAGCUCUCCACUCCACCUGCUUCUCGCCACAUCAGCACUGGGGGUGAGGGGGGAGAUGAGCCUCAGUGCGGGGGGGUGUGGGGGGUUACACCUGGGCUCCUAUGGAUUUCCUCCUCGGGGAUCAAAUGCAAAACUCUUAACUGACCUUUGGGUCAGAGGUUGCAGGCAGGGGCCUGCUGAUACUCUCCUGAGUCACCUUGACCGUGGAGUGACCGCCCCCCCCUCC